Molecule: messenger RNA, 1189 nt
Organism: Fomitopsis serialis
Lineage: Eukaryota; Fungi; Basidiomycota; Agaricomycetes; Polyporales; Fomitopsidaceae
Exons: 13
Coding region: 1-1047 (348 amino acids)
Biological process (GO): tricarboxylic acid cycle; isocitrate metabolic process
Cellular component (GO): mitochondrion
Molecular function (GO): isocitrate dehydrogenase (NAD+) activity; NAD binding; magnesium ion binding
Source: RefSeq, a predicted model, not a curated record
AUGUUGGCCUCCCGGACUCUCGCUCGUGGUGCGCGGGUCGCAGCACCAAGCUCGCAGCCUUUCCGCCGGUACGCCUCCGCUUCACCAACGGCCGCGUUUGCUGGCCAGAAGGGGAGCAAUGGCAAGUACGCCGUGACACUUAUUCCGGGAGACGGUAUUGGCCCUGAAAUCAGCCAGUCCGUGAAGGAGAUCUACUCGGCUGCCAAGGUCCCCAUUGAGUGGGAGGAGGUCAGCGUCACACCAAUCCUGAAGGGAGGGAAGACCGUUAUCCCGGAUGCGGCCAUUCACUCUGUGAGGAAGAACACGGUGGCUUUGAAGGGACCCCUGGCUACGCCGAUCGGCAAGGGUCACGUCUCCCUGAACUUGACGCUGCGCCGGACGUUCAACCUCUUCGCGAAUGUCCGUCCCUGUGUGUCCAUCAAGGGCUUCAAGACACCUUACGACGAUGUGAACACGGUUCUCAUUCGUGAGAACACCGAGGGCGAGUACUCAGGCAUUGAGCAUGAAAUCGUAGACGGCGUUGUCCAGUCUAUCAAGCUCAUUACAUGGGAUGCUUCUGAGCGUGUUGCUCGUUACGCAUUCGACUACGCGCAGUCGCAAGGCCGCCACCGUGUCACAGCUGUGCACAAGGCGAACAUCAUGAAGAUGUCUGACGGCAUGUUCUUGUCUGCUUGCCGACAGGUAGCCAAGGACUUCCCGAACAUCGAGUACGACGAGGACUUGUUGGACCGUGUCUGCCUGCAGAUCGUUCAAAACCCGAAGCCGUACGCCGACCGGGUCAUGGUAAUGCCCAACUUGUACGGUGAUAUUCUGUCGGACAUGUGCGCAGGCCUCAUUGGUGGUCUUGGCUUGACGCCCUCCGGCAACAUUGGCCGUGAUGCAUCGAUCUUCGAGGCGGUCCACGGCUCAGCGCCGGACAUUGCUGGCAAGGGAUUGGCGAAUCCCACCGCGCUUCUGUUGUCGUCACUAAUGAUGCUUCGGUGCGUUCUCGGGCUGUCGCUGCUUCUCCCGCGUCGUCUAACUGGCUUUACCUCUGCAGGCACAUGAGUUGGACCAGUAUGCCUCGAAGAUCGAGAAGGCGGCGCUUUCUACGAUUGCGGAGGGGAAGUCGAUCACUGGUGACCUCGGAGGCAAGGCGACCACGCAGGAAUACACUGCUGCCAUCAUCGACAAACUUGCGAAGGCGUAA